AUAUUGAGGUGGCAGUGUGCAGGAGCCUCAAGCAGCAAAGUCAAAAAGCGGUCAUUGCUUUUAUUCUCGACGGUUCUUCUCCCUUCCGAUCUUCACCGAUCUCGCUCUCUCUCUCUCCUCAGAAAAUCUGAUACUUUAAUUUUCUCUUUGAUCUUCACAUUACCAUCCAUUGUUACAAUUACACAGGAAGAUGGAUUCAAAUUCGCCAGAAUUCGAUUACUUGUUUAAAUUGUUGAUGAUUGGUGAUUCUGGUGUUGGAAAGAGUAGUCUUUUGUUGAGUUUCACUUCCGAUACGUUUGAAGAUCUCUCCCCCACGAUUGGUGUUGAUUUUAAGGUCAAGUAUGUAAAUCUUGGAGGCAAAAAGCUGAAGCUUGCAAUUUGGGAUACAGCUGGUCAAGAAAGAUUCAGGACAUUAACAAGCUCUUACUAUAGAGGAGCACAAGGAAUCAUCAUGGUGUACGAUGUGACAAGGAGGGAUACAUUUACUAAUCUCCGUGACAUAUGGGCAAAGGAAAUUGAUCUCUAUUCGACUAACCAAGAUUGUAUCAAGAUGCUUGUCGGAAAUAAAGUUGAUAAGGAAAGUGAAAGAGUUGUAACGAAGAAAGAAGGAAUUGACUUUGCAAGAGAGUAUGGAUGCUUAUUUAUUGAAUGUAGUGCAAAAACACGCGUAAAUGUGCAGCAAUGCUUUGAGGAGCUUGUGUUGAAGAUUUUAGACACACCUAGCCUUUUAGCCGAGGGCUCAGCUGGUGUAAAGAAAAACAUCUUCAAGCAAAAACCACCCGAGGCUGAUGAGUCUGCAAGUGGCUGUUGCUAAUUCUGCAGGUUUUACACUCUAGUUCUACUUUCCCCUUUCUUCUGGAUGUGUGGGUUGAGGCUGGGUGGUUUCUAUGUAAAUGCUAUGUUCCAUUAACUAAAAUUGGAUUUUGUAAUGUUCUCUUAUAAUUUCUCCGUUUGUUUUGAACUUUGAUAUGAGUACUAUUGACUGGUCAUGUCCUUUGUUA
Molecule: messenger RNA, 1001 nt
Organism: Spinacia oleracea (spinach)
Lineage: Eukaryota; Viridiplantae; Streptophyta; Magnoliopsida; Caryophyllales; Amaranthaceae
Product: ras-related protein RABC1
Exons: 7
Coding region: 191-814 (207 amino acids)
Molecular function (GO): GTPase activity; GTP binding
Source: RefSeq, a predicted model, not a curated record